AUGUCAGUUUAUUCGACGGAUUCAUUGGAGGACACGAACAAAGUAUCUCCGAGGUAUCAGGACUCUCUUUGCGGAGAUAACGACGAUUUUAAUUUGGCGUCGAUUAAGAUAUCGACAGAUUUGUGUGACAAUGUAUCGAUUCAAUCAAAACCAACCCAUGCAGUAUUAAUUCAGAGGCAAGUUUUUUCUGGAAACGUUUCAGAUGCCAGAUCUAAUGAAACCGGGCGCUGCACUGGUACCGACAAAGACACGAGGACAGCAGACAGCAGAAAUGCGAUAAUUGCGAACGAAGGAUUCGGAGACGUGUCCAAGCGAUGGCGGCCGGCUUCCUCGUGGAACAGUAAACGGGAUGUCACGGAUCGCCUUAAGAGAAAUAACCUGAACAGUUUAAAGCGGGAAGAAGGAAGCUUGAACAAGAGGUUGGCCUCGGGAUGUCCCAAACGUUCGACGCGGAUGUUUCCGACGAAACGAAGUUGCUGUCCCAAAGAGAACCCGAUGUCUAUAAAGCCAGACAAAAAGCUUGGCAACGUGCUUACCCCGAGGAUUCAGCAGGCGAGGAAGCCGCGUUCCUAUUUGGAGCUUUAUCGUCAGAGAUUCAACGGACCACGUUGCAACGUCCGAUCUCCCGAGGGUUCCACCUUGUCGAUUUUCGGGGACAGCCAACAAGAGCAACUUACCGACGACGAUACACGUUUACCUGGUACCCCCAGGGACGAUCGCAGCGAACUCAGUUUUUAUCGUCGUAUAAUCGAGGGGGGAACCACCGCAGGAUCCACCGAAACGGUGCAUCAACACGUGCCAGAAGGUACAAAUAACUCCGGUUGCCUGGACAGAGUUAGACGGAACGCGAGUGACGAUAAAUCGAAGAGUUCUGGCUACAGACCGUACACCAUCGAGGACUACAGGAGUUUGCCGAUACCGAAACUCGAUCGAUCUCUCGGGCCCGAUAAAGUUGAGAUGCAAGCGAAGAGAGAGUGGCUGAUGCGGCGAAGGUCAUACGGGAACUCGGUUAGCGAGCAUAAUCGCCAGAGGAUACUGCUACAAACGCAGGAGCUCAAGUCGAAGCACGUCAUGGCUCAGAAGUGCUUUCUGCCUCCUUUGAAGGAUUUGGAUGCCGAUUCAAAGACGCGAGAUGAUUCUCUCUGUUCAACGAUAUUCGAAGACGCGGAGACACUUCCAAAAAAUAGCGCCAAGAAAUGUAACAAGUAUUCCAAGAGAAACGUCGACGUCGGUAAAAUAUUUUCGUCGAGCGAGUCUAAAAAAUUCGAGCGCAAGUCGAGUUUCAAUUCUCGCUCCAAGUCGCGCGAUGUCAUUGAAGAUUCAUAUUUAGAGUCCCUAAGGCAACGUCAUCUUCAUGAAAAGGAAAUGGUGAACCGUAUUAUAAACCGAGCGCCCUGCCUUUGACUACAUUCGAAACGACCUCGGACAUUAUUUAAUCCUCGUUCAAAGAAAUCAUGGAUUAUCUAAAUCGAACAAUGAAAACUGGUUCAAAUAAAUGUAACGCAAUGGAAGCCAUAUAAUACACUAUUCGAGGUUACGCUUCAAGGCACC
Molecule: messenger RNA, 1551 nt
Organism: Hylaeus anthracinus
Lineage: Eukaryota; Metazoa; Arthropoda; Insecta; Hymenoptera; Colletidae
Exons: 7
Coding region: 1-1404 (467 amino acids)
Biological process (GO): axoneme assembly
Source: RefSeq, a predicted model, not a curated record